Molecule: messenger RNA, 1790 nt
Organism: Momordica charantia (bitter melon)
Lineage: Eukaryota; Viridiplantae; Streptophyta; Magnoliopsida; Cucurbitales; Cucurbitaceae
Product: cytochrome P450 81Q32
Molecular function (GO): monooxygenase activity; iron ion binding; heme binding
Source: RefSeq, a predicted model, not a curated record
UGGAAGGAGAAAUCGAAACCAAGUAAAGUGACUAUGGAUAUUCUUUUUCUCUCUAUUUCCCUCUCUCUAUUCUCUCUUCUUCUUGCCUUUAGCUUUCUAUUUCGAUCUCGUCGCCAGAACCUCCCGCCGAGCCCACUUUUUUCUCUUCCAAUAGUAGGCCAUCUUCAUCUCGUCAAACAUCCCGUCCACCAAACAUUUCAUGAACUUUCACACAAGUAUGGUCAUGUCUUCUCUCUUCGAUUCGGCUCACGUGUCGUUGUUGUUGUAUCAUCCCCUUCCGCCGUGCAAGAAUGCUUUACAAAGAAUGAUAUCGUUCUCGCAAAUCGGCCAUUGUUGAAGAGUGGCAAGCUUCUAGCAUACAACCAUACCACCAUGGCAGUGGCCCCUUACGGCGAACAUUGGCGAAACCUUCGCCGCAUCGGCACCCUCGAGAUUUUCUCGACAACCCGACUAAAUAUGUUCUUGGGAAUUAGAGAAGAUGAAGUAAGGAAUUUGAUGCUUAAAUUAUGUGAGAAUUCAUUUGAAGAAUUCACGGCAGUGGAGCUGGAGCCAAUGCUGUUCGAUCUUACUUUCAAUAUUGUUAUGAGAAUGGUGGCUGGAAAGAAGUAUUAUGAGGAGCAACAAUCUAAGAAAUUUAGAGAGAUGGUGACACAAGUUUUGGCACAUGUUGGGGCAACAAAUCCAGGAGAUUUCAUACCCAUAUGGAAUUGGAUUGAUCCAACUGGCUUUGAGAAGAGGAUAAUUAAGCUUGGACAAAGAUCAGAUGAACUCCUUCAAGAACUAAUUGAUGAGAUUCGAAAUCAAGAAGGUGGAGACAACACCAUGAUUGACCAUUUACUUUGCUUGCAGAAGAAUGAGCCUGAAUAUUAUAGUGACCAAAUUAUCAAAGGCCUGAUACAAGUUAUAUUAUUAGCGGGGAUUGACACAGCCGCUGUGACUUUAGAAUGGGCACUUUCUCGAUUGCUCAACAAUCCAGAGGUAUUGGAGAAAGCGAAAGCUGAAAUAGAUUGUUUCGUUGGGCAAGAACGUCUGGUUAAUGAAGCUGAUCUGUCAAGUUUGAUUUACCUGCAAGGAAUAAUCUGGGAGACUUUGCGGUUGAACCCAGCAGCUCCUCUCCUUAUCCCGCACUGCGCAUCUGCAGACUGCAAAAUAGGAGGAUAUGAUGUACCACGUGACACGAUUAUAUUGAUUAAUAUUUGGGCUAUACACAGAGAUCCAAAUCUAUGGGAGGAUGCUACCAAUUUUAAGCCAGAAAGACAUGGAAAUACAAUUGGAGUUGACUCUUACAAACUAUUACCAUUUGGGUCGGGGAGGAGAUCCUGUCCUGGCGUGGGAAUGGCACAACGAGUGGUUGGUCUGACUUUGGCAUCAUUGAUACAAGGCUUUGAAUGGGAAAGAAUGAGCAACUCAUUAGUUGAUAUGACUGAAGGUAAAGGGCUCACUAUGCCCAAAGCUCAACAUUUGGUAGCCAAGUGUAAACCACGCCCAAUCAUGAAACUUAUUCUCAAUGAAGCAAUAAUCACUUAGGUUGAAAAGCAAGUCGUUGAUGUCAUAAGUCAAACAGGCAGGUGUGAGAGUUCUUCACUGCACUCAUGGAAGAAAAGGGAUCGUCUCCGAUCUCUACUUGGUUAGUCUUAUCUUCUUAUUAAUUUAGUAGCCGAAGUAUAAGUUGGAUUUGACGAUAUUUGAAAAUUGAUAAAUGGUAGAUUAAUUAAUUUCCUUCUUUCAUUUUAUCAUUAUGUACAUCGCUUAUGUGGAUGGAGAAAUUUUAGAUCUUCCAGAGCUUUCGA